Molecule: messenger RNA, 273 nt
Organism: Aspergillus tanneri
Lineage: Eukaryota; Fungi; Ascomycota; Eurotiomycetes; Eurotiales; Aspergillaceae
Exons: 2
Coding region: 1-273 (90 amino acids)
Source: RefSeq, a predicted model, not a curated record
AUGCAGCCCAACACUAGAGUGUUACUAGCGGCCUCGGCGUCGAUCUAUGCGGCUAAGCGUCGUCUACGUGUCAUCAUCAAGGAGGGGCCCAUACCAGGAUGUGGGCUUGACAGCGAAGGCGAGGGAAUAGUCGCGUCCUUUGCUUUCCAACGGGGUGUCGAGGUAGCAUCCGUCGGUCAACACCAGGGCGUCGUCACUGGACGCGACACCCAUGCACGGUGCCGUCAGUCGUUGCACGACUGGUCUGGAACGGUGGUGGCGUUGGACGCAUAG